AUGCUGCUCCCGCCCUCGCCCGGGGAGCCGCUGAGAUACCGAGGUCCAGAAGGCGCCAUUCCCGCUGCCGAGCAGCGCAAAACUUAUUUGACAGACACGGAGCCCUCUUACUCUGCCUCUUACUUCUCGAACGCCAUCGGCUCCGACGCGCCGUCGCCUGCAAUAGCCGCCGUGCGGCAAACCCACAUAGAGGAUCAUCAACAGGGCCCUCACAACGGCAGCACAUCCGCCACAAAACGGCUGAAGGAGCGCAUCACCAGCCAGAUCACCGGGACUGCGCAGGCGCAACUGGCCGUGGAGGAGGAGGUCGAUAACGGACAGCAGGCCACGGGAGAUACCCGGAUACCCACCCCGCGAGAGAUCCGUGCAUACUUGGACGAGUUUGUCAUUGGGCAGGAGGAUUUGAAGCGGACGCUUGCUGUAGCCUUGCGCAGUCAUUAUGCGAGGCUGCAGAUCAAUAUGAAGCAGGCUCAGUCGGCGGAUCCUCGCGAAGUAGAGCGAUUCAAUCCGCAGCCGAGUCAUCUCCGUUCCGCGAUGGACUCCGAGGAGCGGGUUCUGGUUGACAAGAGCAAUGUGCUGCUCGUUGGUCCCACGGGGUCAGGCAAGACGCUCAUCGUGCGUACGCUUGCAAAAGUCCUGGACGUCCCAUUCUCAAUGAAUGACGCUACGCCGUUCACGCAGUCCGGAUAUGUCGGAGAGGAUGUAGAAAUCUGCAUCUACCGAUUACUGCAGAAUGCCGAGUUUGACGUGAACCGGGCGCAGAAGGGGAUCAUCUUCGUCGAUGAGAUUGACAAAAUCGCCCGCCGCUCCGACGCCGCCAACCCCAACCAACGCGACGUCUCCGGCGAAGGCGUGCAACAAGGCCUGCUCCGGAUGCUCGAAGGCACGGUUGUCAACGUGACAGUGAAACCGGGGACAGCGGGCUCGAAGCGGAACUCGGCGCAGGGUGGGGAUGUCUAUUCGGUGGAUACGUCGAAUAUAUUGUUUGUGUGCUCGGGCGCGUUUGUAGGGCUGGAUAGGAUUGUGGAUGAGAGGGUUGGGGCUAAGGGGUCGAUUGGGUUUGAUGCGCCUGUGAGGAGUCAGGCGUCUGACGCCAACGAACCUGCCAACAAUGUUCUGCAACACGCGGAACCGGAAGAUUUGAUCCGCUACGGUCUGAUUCCGGAAUUCGUAGGCAGGUUACCCGUCCUCGCCAGCGCCAAAGCCCUCGAAAUCGAAGACCUCGUGCGCAUCCUGGUGGAACCAAAGAACGCACUGACGAAGCAGCUGCAGCGGAUCUUUGAGAUGGACGACAUGGAAGUCCUAUUCCACCCCGAAGCCCUCCGCAAAAUCGCAGAAGUGGCCAUCAAGAAGAAGACAGGCGCGCGCGGUCUACGCCGUAUCACCGAACGCCUCCUCCAACACCCCCUCUACGAAUACCCCGGCACCGACAUCCGCUACGUCGUUGUCGACCCUCAAUCAAUCGAGACCUCCCGCCCAAGGGGGUUCACGCAGAAGGAGAGGGAGUUGGCGUAUGAGGCUGCCGGGUUUGGGACUGUUAUUCCUGCUGAGGGUCGGUCGGCGUCAUCAUCCUCGUCCGCCACGACACCGACACCCACGCCAACCCCGACGGCGAAAACAAGAAAGACCCGCGCGUCACUGGCGGAUAGGGAAGGGGAGAAGGAUAAAGUGGGGGGUUUGCCGUCGUUGCAGACUAGACCUUCGAAGGGGCAGGGCCAUACGGCAACACCGAGUGUGCGGCCACCGGCGAAUCCGGAGGGGUUUGAUUCGACUAUGUGAUUCUGUAUCUGUCCAUUGAGAGGGGGGAGCAUGUAAAGACAACUAGGUGGUUUUUUUGGAGGAGGAAGGGGAAUGUAUUUUGGGUACGCUGUGGCAGCAUUCUAUGAUUCCCCUCCGCGUAUGUGAGAAACGUGAUGGUGGUGUGGGGUUGUGGGAUUGGACAAUAAUCUGAUUUUGGAAGCGCUCCCAAGCCCCACUUGACCGGAUUUCGUGGAUCUUCCUCAGUCAAAUCCGGAUGAAGAUAACGACACGGGCGCCUCUCGCGGUGUUUCAGCAUCUACCUCCUCUUGCCCUUCUCGCUCCUCACCCUGGUCCUUCCGCAACUGCUGGCGCUUCAUUAAGACCACCAGUUCCCUCCCGUAUUCACCCACAGGUGCGAAAAAUGGCAGACUCCCAUUAAAUCAAACCCUCGUUUCGCAAAAAUAGAUAUUG
Molecule: messenger RNA, 2211 nt
Organism: Fimicolochytrium jonesii
Lineage: Eukaryota; Fungi; Chytridiomycota; Chytridiomycetes; Spizellomycetales; Powellomycetaceae
Product: P-loop containing nucleoside triphosphate hydrolase protein
Exons: 9
Coding region: 1-1779 (592 amino acids)
Biological process (GO): protein catabolic process; proteolysis; protein folding
Cellular component (GO): mitochondrial matrix
Molecular function (GO): ATP hydrolysis activity; ATP binding; ATP-dependent protein folding chaperone
Source: RefSeq, a predicted model, not a curated record